Lonchura striata (white-rumped munia) is the source of this 4332-nucleotide messenger RNA. The record is from RefSeq and is a predicted model, not a curated record. NCBI's taxonomy places the organism in Eukaryota, Metazoa, Chordata, Aves, Passeriformes, Estrildidae.
GAGCCGGGAGUUUCUGCCUCCUGCAGUUCUGGGGAGAGGUUGAUCCCUCUGGGCCUGUGGCACGCUCUGGACGAGGGGAAAUGUCCUUUUGUGGAGAAGUCGGGACGGGGCCCAGGCAGUGAGGCUGGCACAGAGCAGCACCCGGCACUGGAGCACAGCAAGUCCUUGACACCUUCUCUGCUUCUGCUCGGACAAGAAACAUUGUGGAACCUCAGCUCUUCCUGCAGCAGAUUAAUGCCUAAAAUUAUACGCCCUAAACAGGAGGGUUUAAUUACCAGAGCUGUGAAUAGUUUAAUUAGUUUGUUCUGACCUUGGAAGAAGGACCUGCCCAGCACCGUAGAGCAACAGGAGAGCAAGACUGGUGUUGCUUCUCACAGCCAACCAGCCCGCGAGGCCAUGUCGUCCCUGUACACCAGGAGUAAGGAAUAUACUCGCAGCAGGAAGGCUCAGUCAGACUCUCCCCCGUCCUCUCCUUCCCCGAUCGCAAAGACACUCAGAGUAAGCAGCUUUUUCCUUUCUGUAUUACCCUGCUCAGCACAUGCUCUGAGCAGAGCCCGGUGGUGGUGGUUUGUUGUCUUACCCUUGGAGACCUGUGCCUGUGGUUUCCUUUGGAAAGAGGAUGGUUUAAAUGAAACUUGGGAAGUAACAGGCCUGUACCACAGGGAGCUACCACCCCUCACAGACCAGUCCCAACCAGCUGGGCCCUGUGCUGGCUGUUCCAAGUUACCACAGCUCCACAGUGCUGGAUCCUCCUCCUGUUCCAGGUUGGAAGCAGCUACGAACCCCACCACGAGUGACUCGUCCUACAGCGACCGUGCCUCCGGCCGCUCCAGUGCCUACAGCCGCCGGGAGAACCGGCUCGCCGCCCUCAGCAGCCGGGCAGAGGAGGAGAGCAACAGGGACUACAAGAAAUUGUAUGAGAGUGCCCUGUCUGAAAAUCAAAAGCUGAAGUCAAAGCUGCAAGAAGCCCAGCUUGAGCUGGCUGAUAUCAAAGCAAAGUUGGAAAAAGCAGCCCAGCAGAAACAGGAGAAAACUUCUGACCGGUCCAGCAUGCUGGAGAUGGAGAAGAGGGAGAAACGAGCCCUGGAGCGGAAACUCUCUGAAAUGGAGGAGGAAAUGAAGAUUUUGACAGAGCUGAAGUCAGACAACCAAAGGCUGAAGGAUGAGAACGGAGCCCUCAUUCGUGUCAUCAGCAAACUCUCCAAAUAGGAAUCCAGAGCAAAGGAAGGACGAGGAGGGGUGUCCUACACCAGCUGCCAACCCCACCACCGAGCCCUACCCCCUUUCUUCCCGUCACGUACAGCAAGCGUUUCAGCUGUGGGAUCAAUGUCACACCUGCCUUGCCCUGCCCUUUGCUGUACAUUCCCUUUCUACCCCUAUUUCCCCCCAACACACCCCCUGCCAUUUUAUUUUUUUUAACUUAUGCAUGUUGUGGUAUCUCGGACAUUUUAUUCAAGGGAGAAAUGUGAGGACUGGGUUUGAGCUGCCAAAACUUCUUCCAAAAGCUCAGUAUUUGGUUUUGGACUCUGACCUGGAGUGGGAAGCUCCUACUGCAAAAAGUGACAUCUGAAGAACUAACCCAGCAUAUCCAAACCCUUUACAGGUGGGAAAUGUGAACAUGGGCUGGGACUCUGAGGAUGCACAUCAGCCCAGUGAGAGAUGUGGGACUCUGGUUAAACGUGAUGCUGUGAAAGCCACCAGAGCUAAUGUUUGUCACAGGCUGAUGAGCUGUUUUGCACAGACACCUUCUCUUCUUGUCCCAGUAGACUAAGUCUUCUAUCUUAGAUAAGAUUUUGAACCUGUUCAGUAACAUCAAUGCUGACACUCAGUGUCAGACCCUUAUUCCUCAUCCUCCCUUUCCCCCACAGCCUGGGUGAUCCUGUGUCACACUGUGUCCUUCCAGGGCUCCUGUCUCUGUGCUUGGUAGCAUCCAGUUGCCACCUGGACACUUGUUCCUUGGGACAGGAUAUAUCCCAGGCACUUGCUGAGCUUUCUGAAGGACAAACUUGAACCCCUACAGAUCCUCUGCUGCUCUAACCUGUGUGUGAGUGGGAAUCACCUUGCAGGGAGCUGUGCCCGUGCCAGAAACCAGCCUCCCCUCCCCAAAAGCCAUCUGGGAUAUUCUCCCGCUGCCUCCCUGAAGGGAGAGCCCCAUAGCAGAGCCUGGUCUGGUAUUUCAGGUACCCUCCCUUUGAUUAGCAGCAGGAUUUGUAGACAGAGAAUGCCAGCAUCCUGUCCUACACACCUUGGAGAAGUCAGGGUGUGUCGGUGUCAGAGGGACAAGGAGCUGCUGGUAACUGAAUCAUCAUUAUGAAAGUCUUCUGACCUGUCAGAAAUUUGUGAUAAGCUUUGACCUUGAAGGAAACCCCCAGAAAUACUCCUCUUAAAUGUUACGUGCACUCUAAACAGUUUGGAAUUGUUCUCUCCCAUGGGCAUUUGGACAUUGGCUCCUCUCUCCAUGCUGUGGGACUGUUCAUCAGGUCUGUUCAGCUUCCCAUUAACAGACUCCUCUCAAACAGUAUCUUCCCUCUCAGAGACAUCCUGCUGUAUCCAAAACAGUCUCCCAUCUACAUCCUUCCAUAUUUGUCCUUUCAUCCCCUUUGUCCUUCAACUCCCCAGGCUCUCUCUGGCCAAGGGCAGCAGUUCUUGGUCACUGAACCUGGAGGUGGCCAUGGAGCAGCUGUACCACGUUCCUGAGCAGCUCUGCUGGCUCUGGCUGGGGGGACUCUCCACAACUAGAGAGAUGAGAUACUUGAACAUGAGCAGAAUACUUGAGCUUGCUCAGCAGGGUGAAACUUAGACCUCUGUUGGGCAGUCCUGGGCUUUUUCAAACCUUUUGCUGGUUAUUGCCUCAGAAAGCAUCUCUAUUGUCCUCUCUCUGGGGUUUUCUCUCUUUGGUUUUUUUCCUCCCUAAUUCUCCAUUUCCCCCCUUCCCCUCCCUGUCCUGCCUGUUUCCACCUCUCUUGCUCUUCCUGAAGCUGCCAGUUCUCCCCAGGCAGCUCUGACCACAAGUUGCUCUUCAGCUGGUGGAGCCGUUUGUGCAGCUGAGGCACCGUUUCUCCUGGUACACUGAGGCCCUGCCUCUGCUGCUGAGCUUUGGGAGGAAGAGACCAAAGCUGGUAAAGGCAUCAGGGUUUCUGCAGAGCACUGCCUAAGCCAGGCAUCCUUUUUAUAUUCCUUGAUUUGAACCCUGCUCUAUUUAACAGCUUUAAGUCUUGAGAUCCAGUCAGUGCUUGCCCUGCACGCCGUUCCCUCUUGGUGCACUCUUUCUGUGAGUACUUCUGCCGUUCUUGAUGUUUUCUCUCUUGGUUACCACUCCUCGCUUCAGCCUCGGGCUCUGCUCUGCUCAGAUCAGGGAUCAGGAGCCCGGUCCUGUCUGUGCCACGUGGAGGAGGAGAUGCUCCCCAGCUGGGCUGGCACCUCAGGCCAUGCAUCCCAGCAGGAUGAGGAGGAGAGUUCAGAAUCAAGAUCCUGUUCUCACAGGCAGGUUCCUGGCAGCAGGAAGAAGCCUGGUGUCUGUUUUAGGGAGAGGGUUCAACCCAACCUGACAAAUCCAUCCCGCACUGAUGUUUUGCCCCUGUUUUUGUUACCAGGACACUCACUGUGCUUUUUCCCAAGGAGCAGAGUGCAAAGGCUGUGGGAGGCUCAUUCCUCUGAGUGGCCCCUUGCAAAGCCAAACCACUUUAGAUGAAGUAUCUGCUUAGCACUGGAUUCUCCCGAGCUCUGGGCCCCCACAGCUCAGUGUCCCUGAUCAGCCAAAGCUGUGAGCAUCUCGUGGUGACAGCACAACUGCAAAUCAAAUUCUUGAGAAUGGAUUUUUUUUUUUUUUCUCACUUCAUGCCUGACAUAACCAGUGCACUGAGGAGGUGACAAACAGAACACCUCAAACCCUGUGCUUGGCGAUAGGUUUUAAAAUUGAUCCCUCUUGGAACCAGAGCAUUUGCCAGACAUGGUCUCCCUUGGGGAACAUGAGCUUUUUUUUCUAAGCAAUUGCUUGGGGUGAGUUAAUUUUUAUUGCUUGGGGUGAACCCACCUGUUCUGGCUGCAAGUUUGGUGAUGGCUCUUUGUAAAUAAACUCCUUGGAGAAGCAGGACUGGCGGACGAGAUGGGGAGAGAAUGUAUUUUUAUGCAACUUUUGAGUGGCCUUUCAAACCCUGAGAUGAAUGAUUUGUUUUACUGGUUGUUGUUAUAUAGUAUUAUAAGUAUUAUGUGUUUGAAAGUUUGGGAAUAAUAUUCACAGCUAUGAUGCUUGUAAACACAACAGUAUUUAUAAAUGAAUAAAGUAAGAAUUAAUAAAAUAGAAGCUUUGACUUUGCUUCCAUCUUUCUGGAA